This is a messenger RNA of Lampris incognitus (smalleye Pacific opah), 981 nucleotides long. RefSeq names its product BarH-like homeobox 1b (gene barhl1b). The record is from RefSeq and is a predicted model, not a curated record. The transcript has 4 exons. Bases 1 to 981 code for a protein of 326 amino acids. Lineage: Eukaryota; Metazoa; Chordata; Actinopteri; Lampriformes; Lampridae. Gene Ontology annotation, molecular function: RNA polymerase II transcription regulatory region sequence-specific DNA binding; DNA-binding transcription factor activity, RNA polymerase II-specific. Gene Ontology annotation, cellular component: nucleus. Gene Ontology annotation, biological process: regulation of transcription by RNA polymerase II.
AUGGAGGCUUCCGCCAACGGGUCCAGCUUUGGAAUCGACUCCUUACUUUCUCACAGACCCGGGAGCCCCAUGUCGAAAGGGGACAGCUUGGCGGCGGGGGGGGAGUGCCGCUCCCCGCUGGAGUUCAGCCCGAGAUCGGACGCGGAGAGCGGCUGCUCCUCCCCGCCGUCGCCGAGGAGGGAGUGCGUGGAGGAGGUGUCGCAAAGGCAGGGUCACGGCAUGGGUCUCGCGCAGCACCUCCAGCACGCGCAGCUGUCCGCGGGCUCCCAGCAGCGGACCGUAACCUCCUCGUUUCUCAUACGAGACAUACUGGCGGACUGCAAGCCCCUGGCCGCCUGCGCGCCCUACUCCAGCAACGGCCAGCCCACGCAGGAGCCCGGGAGGCUGGCGGGGAAGCUGGCGGAGGACUUCAUGGAGAAGCUCCACAGCAACUCCUCGUCAGACAGCGAGUACAAAGUGAAAGAGGAGGGGGACCGGGAGAUCUCCAGCAGCCGAGACAGCCCCCAGGUCCGCCUCAAGAAGCCCAGGAAGGCGCGGACCGCCUUCACGGACCACCAGCUGGCCCAGCUCGAGCGCAGCUUCGAGCGGCAAAAGUACCUGAGCGUGCAGGACCGGAUGGAGCUGGCGGCUUCCCUCAACCUCACGGACACGCAGGUCAAAACCUGGUACCAGAACCGACGGACCAAGUGGAAGAGGCAGACCGCGGUCGGACUCGAGUUGCUGGCGGAAGCCGGGAACUACUCCGCUCUUCAGAGGAUGUUCCCGUCCCCUUAUUUCUACCCUCAGAGUCUGGUGUCCAACCUGGACCCCGGAGCGGCUCUGUAUCUGUACAGGGGACCCUCGGCGCCCCCGCCUGCCCUGCAGAGACCCCUCGUCCCAAGGAUUCUCCUGCACGGUCUGCAGGGGGGCAACGAGCCCCCGCCACCUCCGCUACCCCCUCUUUCCGGUGUACUCCCGCGGCCGGCCCAGCAGCGCUGGUGA